This is a messenger RNA of Alosa alosa (allis shad), 3290 nucleotides long. It is a transcript of the gene gabrg1, whose product is annotated as gamma-aminobutyric acid type A receptor subunit gamma1. Gene Ontology annotation, biological process: synaptic transmission, GABAergic; regulation of postsynaptic membrane potential; nervous system process. The record is from RefSeq and is a predicted model, not a curated record. The coding region runs from base 323 to 1693 and encodes 456 amino acids. Gene Ontology annotation, cellular component: synapse; neuron projection; dendrite membrane. Gene Ontology annotation, molecular function: inhibitory extracellular ligand-gated monoatomic ion channel activity; benzodiazepine receptor activity; transmitter-gated monoatomic ion channel activity involved in regulation of postsynaptic membrane potential. NCBI's taxonomy places the organism in Eukaryota, Metazoa, Chordata, Actinopteri, Clupeiformes, Clupeidae. The transcript is spliced from 10 exons.
CACACACACACACGCACAGACGCAGUCUCAGAGUAUCAUUUAGCCACAUAGUAGCGGUCCACUCUCUCUCUCCUUCUUCCUCGCCCUCAACGCGUAUUUCAUUGGAACACGGCGCUAUAGGAUAAUACACGCGCUCCCGCGAUACAACACAUUUUGGAAACAUCUGCCGUCUUUUAUAUUUUCCUGCUGUUCCCCUCAUCUAUAACGCAAUCAGUCAUCUAAGAAUUCAGUUAGAAAAUUGAAAGUAAGGUUAAAUUUGUUCACUACCAAAAAUAUUUUAAAUAGAGGAGAAACGCGGGAUUCCGGUGCAUUUCCAUUCGUCAUGGCUUUGCUGCAGCGGGAGAGGAGGAGAGCUCCGUUCGUUUCUCUGUUGCUCGGCUUUAUCGGAGUCUGCUUGGCAUUCACACCUAAUAAGGCUGAAGAGGAGGAUUAUGAGGACGUUCCCAUAAAUAAAACCUGGGUUUUAUCACCUAAGGUCGACGAGAGCGACGUCACCUCCAUCCUAAAUAAAUUACUGCUGGGCUACGACAACAAACUGCGCCCGGACAUCGGAGUACGACCCACAGUGAUCGAAACUGCCGUUUAUGUGAACAGCAUCGGGCCUGUGGACCCUAUUAACAUGGAGUACACCAUUGACAUCUUCUUCGCUCAGACGUGGUACGACAGUCGCCUGAAGUUCAACAGCACCAUGAAACUGCUGAUGCUCAACAGCAACAUGGUGGGCAAGAUCUGGAUCCCGGACACCUUCUUCCGCAACUCCCGCAAGUCCGACGCCCACUGGAUCACCACACCCAAUCGGCUGCUGCGUCUCUGGAGCAAUGGGCGGGUCAUGUACACUCUAAGGUUGACUAUUAAUGCGGAAUGCUACCUAAAGCUGCAUAACUUUCCCAUGGAUGAACAUUCCUGCCCCCUGGAGUUCUCCAGCUAUGGCUACCCUAAAAAUGAGAUUAUGUACCGCUGGCAGCGUCGGUCCGUGGAGGUAGCAGAUCAGCGGUACUGGAGGCUCUACCAGUUUGCCUUUGUGGGACUGCGCAAUGCCACUGACGUCGCACACACACAGUCAGGUGAAUACGUCAUCAUGACCAUCUUCUUUGAGCUGAGCAGAAGGAUGGGCUAUUUCACCAUCCAGACCUACAUUCCCUGCAGCAUGAUCGUAGUGCUCUCCUGGGUCUCCUUUUGGAUUAACAAAGAUGCUGUGCCAGCAAGAACUUCACUCGGUAUCACCACGGUGCUCACCAUGACAACCCUGAGCACCAUCUCCAGGAAGUCGUUGCCAAAAGUGUCCUACGUGACGGCCAUGGAUCUCUUUGUGUCCGUCUGCUUCAUCUUCACCUUCGCAGCUCUCAUGGAGUACGGCACCCUCCACUACUUCACCAGCAACCGGCAGAGCAAGAAGGCCAAAUCCCAGCCCCCCAACAAAUCUAGCAUGAUGGACAUCAGGCCGGGCACAUCCCUGCUGCAGAUGAACAACAUCGUCCCGUACCAUGACGAUGACGACUUUGCCUACGAGUGUCUAGACGGGAAGGACUGCACCAGCUUCUUCUGUUGCUUUGACGACUGUCGCUCGGGGAGGUGGAGAGAGAACAGGAUGCAUGUGCACGUCUCCAAAAUCGACUCCUAUUCCAGAAUAUUCUUCCCCACCGCAUUCGGCCUCUUCAAUCUUGUCUACUGGGUCGGGUACCUGUACUUGUAAAGUAAAUUAUGCAAGUUUAGGAAAUUGUAGCAUAGUGUGAAUGUGUGUGAGAGAAAUGAAGGGAAAAUGUGAUGCUCUCUACAACAAUGUGGCACUACAAUAUACAAAUACACACACAAAAGAGUGUUAGGAAUAUUUGUAUUUGUUCUCAUAAAACUAUCAGGUAAAAGCCAAUUCAGAAUUGAAACCUGAAAUAAGGAGUGGGGAAGUUAACCUAUAUGUGUCUGAGAAAAGUGUGUGUGGCUGAGGGAAAGAUACUGUCAGCGUAUCAUGGAGCUAGGUUUAUACUCUGUCAAGUGGUAGGCUGCUGCGACCAGCCCACAAAAGCCUGAGGAAAGUAGAUGAUUUGAUUUGUAACAAAAAGGCACAAGAUCAUUUGAGCUGACUUUUCUUGUCAUUUUCACACUUUCACAGAAAUACUCAUUUCUCUGACACCCAUAUUUUUGAGGACUUUGAUUAUUCUAGAAAAUUAUGAAGCAUUAUGAGUAAUGGGUGCAAUAAUGCUAAUGGAAUUAUUUUUUUUAUUUCCACAACACAGUUUUUAUUGGGUUGUGGAGCUUGACAUUUAUGAUUGUCAAGUAGUUGUUUGCAUGUUUUAUCACAGAGUAUAAACCCUCAUUUAAGGUUACACUUUCUACAAUUGAAUUUAUUACUGAAUAGUUAUACAAUAAUUUUGCACUACUGCUGAGAUGACUUGCAAACUGUGUAUUUGCAGGCUAUGCAUGAAUGACAAACAUGCUAAUAUAAUGGGAAUUACCACAUAGUAUGUGUAAUUACCGUAUAGCUACAUUUUAUUACAUAGUAAUGCAGAGAAAGUGUAACCAUAGACAGCUUAUUCAAGGAAUGUGUGCUAUUUAUGAAGGAAGGAACUGCAGGGGGUUCACCUUGCUCUGUAGCAUUCUAAUGAAGAUAAUGUACUUUGAAAUGUGCAUUCUCUACAACAGUAAAGUUGGGAAAGUUAGAUGUUUGAAAGAACCUCAUUAUAAUCUCUAGCUGAAGGCCAGGAUUUAUUGCCUGGCAUGUAUUUCUACAGAGGCUUUUUGAAUCAGAUCAAAUGGAGCUUCUAUUCAUAAGAUCAGUGUUGACUUGACUCUCCAUAGGAUCCAUCAAGGUUCAAAAUCCCUGUGCAUAGCCCUUCUUCCUCCAGAUGCUGAUGGUGUGCAGUAGAACUAUUGAAAAGUCAAAAACUAGUAUACAUCGCACUCUGGAGGGUAUAUUUUGUUGAGUUUUUUGGCGUGAACGUUGACUCUUCAUAGGGUUUAACAGAUUUAGAAUCAGAUGACAGUGUUAAUGUUUUUCAAAAAUGUAAAAUUUUAUUUAUCAAGAAUACAGUUUCCCUCAAAGGUACUGGUUGACUUUUUUACAGUGAAUAAGAUACACUAUCAGAGCAUUUACAGACGAAUCUGCACCCUUUUUAAAGGCAGUUGUUUUCUUUCCUGCUUUUAUUUUGUUUGUUAGAUUGGCCAUCUGCAAAGGUGGCCAGGCCCUUUGUUUUUGUUUUCUUCAUGUACCAUACCCUCUCAAAAGCCCUUGAUGGGGGACAUGACCUCUGAGGUGUUUUUUUUUGUUUGUGUGUGUUUGUGUGUGGGGGGAUGGU